AAAACCUUAACAUUUUCAAGCAUCACCAAAAACGUAUGAAAAAAAAAAAAAAAAUAAACUUAGAUGAACCGUUAAGACCAAACAAAAGAACCCAUUCUGUACCCAGCCAAGGAGAAACAUCAGGAUGUCAUCAUUUUUGAAUUCUAACGAGAGUGAUGUCUUCUCUACUCCAGUGAAGACGUUUGGUAAGACUUCAACGCCUCCACCAAACAUGUCCUCCACACCGAAGAAUAAUACACCAUUGAGAACAGUGACUCAAUCACCAAUAAGGAGAUACCGAUUACAUAAUUUGAUUGAUGAGCCCAGUCCUAAUGAGAAGAGUGGACACUCGUCAGUCAUAGGAAAUCAACCAUCAGAACAGUCGAAAGGACAUUAUGAAGAUAAAGUCAAGGAUAUGUUGUAUGAUGAACCAAUAAUGCCAUUGAAUAACAUGACCCAUAAACUACAUCAGCAGCGCCGUGUGCCCCCACAGGAAGGGCACAAGAACGGGGACGCAGGCAUGAAGGAACCAAUUUACUAUAAACCACCCAGUGCUAGCAGUAGAAACGGAUUCAAGGCCUUGUUACCACCAGGAGCAGGAUCAGUAGUGAAAAAUAGAAACCCUAUAAUAGUGCAAGAAACGGAGCAUCCCCAACCAAGACUCGAUGAUGAAUUGUCCGAUGAAGAGGACGACCCACUCAAAUAUCCUACUGGAGAAUGGGUGAACCCAGUGGUUAAAACUGCAUUAAGUCGACAAGUCAAUAAGCAACAACAGUUUUACAAGUUGGCCUAUAGUAUUUUUUCGCUACUUUUAGUUAAACUUUUCCAUAAUAUAGCACGUUACGUAGUUAUAUUGGUGGAAAUGAAUCAAGAUCCAAAUGUUCGGUCGAUCAAUCAGUAUUUAAAACAGGGACUCGAUGAUGAAAAAAACGGGUUGAAUUAUUAUGGGAGCAUAAUCAUCAAGGUAAUUGAACUGAUAUUAAUAAUAAAUAUUAUCGUAUAUGGAUAUAAAUUGAUCAAGCCUCAGGAUCAGUGUUACGAUUUGCCAUUAACCAAUAAACAGAGAGAACUAGUGGGACUCAAACCAAUGGAAGAAGAAGUAAAAGAAGAUUUUGAAGACGAAGAUGUUGUCAAAGACGACCUCGAUUCAAAUUUGAUAUUAAAACAAAGAAAAUUCGAUGCUAAAUUAACUAAAAAUGAAAUCAAAGAGAUUCCCAAAUAUAACCGAUCUAACUUAUCAUAUUCAAUGUAUACCAUCCAACCAAAACAAACAGACUCCAGUGACAACUCACAAACAAGAUUAACCGAAGGAGAUUUCGAUUACACCCUUGCCAAAAAAAAAUUGAUCCAAUCCGGAGACCAUCAAGUGCAGUUGGCAAGUCGAGACAUUAAUUCCAAGGAACAAGCCGAAUUGAUCCAGAAGUUCAAAGAAAAAUACAAUCUCGACUUCAACUACGAUACUUCGGUUGAUACUCGCAAUGUGUUGUCAUCCUUGAAGUAAUGUCCAUGUGAAUGGUGAUGGCUUUGUAUAGAAAUAUAAAUUUUGCAAUCUUUUAA
Molecule: messenger RNA, 1536 nt
Organism: Hyphopichia burtonii NRRL Y-1933
Lineage: Eukaryota; Fungi; Ascomycota; Pichiomycetes; Serinales; Debaryomycetaceae
Exons: 1
Biological process (GO): spindle pole body duplication; protein import into nucleus
Cellular component (GO): nuclear pore transmembrane ring; nuclear outer membrane
Source: RefSeq, a predicted model, not a curated record